CCUCCUCAUGUUCUGCUGAGUGAAAUGAUGAAGAAGAUCCUGGAAGCUUCUCUCUUCCUCAGUGACGCCCCUGAAGGUCCGACAGUCACAGACCGCCUCUGACUUCCGUCUUCUGAACAUUUCUGGUUUCUAACCACGGUUCAGACAGACGCUGCUCCGUCAGAGAGCAGACAGAACUGAACCGGGUCCAGUUCUGGUAGAACCUGCUGAUGGAGCUGCUGGGGAUGGUUCUGGUUCUGGUUCUGCUCGGUUCAGAGGCUCAGAACCAGGAGAAUGUUAAUGUCUCUCUGGGUCAGAAUGUUCCUUUAACCUGCUCCAUUAAUGUUGGUGACAUCCACUGGUUCAUGGAGGAUCAGAACCAGUCCAGAAGAAGAAUCGGACUGAUCUUCUCUCAAACCGAUCCCAUCUACGACUCUCUGGACUUUGAGACCAAAUAUCUGAUGAUUAGAAACCAGCUGGUGAUCCAGAACUUCUCUGCUGAGGACAGCAGGAGGUAUUUCUGUGGGAAGAAGGAGAACGAUGCCAGUGGAGGGACUUUCAUCCUCAUCCCAGCUGUCCCUCUGUCCACCAGUCCCUCCGUCCCUGUGGUCGCCCCCACCGCUCCCCCCUGUGACUGUGAAGCUGAGAGGUUGACCUUCUCCAUCUACCGCUCAGCUGUGGUCCUCAGCCUCCUGCUCAGUCUAACAGCAGGUCAGUGUGGUGCUGGACAUGAAGACGUUCUGGUGUUCUGGAGGUGGACUGACUCUGCCGAUGUUCUGCUGCAGCUUUGCUUUGUUCCUGUUGGAGGAGGAGGAGAGUCCAGAGGGAGAAAGCUCCACAGCAGCAGGAGGAGCAUGAACUGAUGGAGCUACCUGCUCCUGGUGGACAUUGACCAUCUGGAAGAAGCUCCUGUCUCCAAAUGACCUGAACUCUGACCUCUGAUUAGGAAACCAGAACACG
Molecule: messenger RNA, 939 nt
Organism: Cyprinodon tularosa
Lineage: Eukaryota; Metazoa; Chordata; Actinopteri; Cyprinodontiformes; Cyprinodontidae
Exons: 2
Coding region: 210-842 (210 amino acids)
Source: RefSeq, a predicted model, not a curated record